This is a messenger RNA of Myodes glareolus (Bank vole), 867 nucleotides long. RefSeq names its product insulin like growth factor 1 (gene Igf1). Gene Ontology annotation, biological process: positive regulation of cell population proliferation; negative regulation of apoptotic process; insulin-like growth factor receptor signaling pathway. Lineage: Eukaryota; Metazoa; Chordata; Mammalia; Rodentia; Cricetidae. Gene Ontology annotation, cellular component: extracellular region. The record is from RefSeq and is a predicted model, not a curated record. Gene Ontology annotation, molecular function: hormone activity; growth factor activity; insulin-like growth factor receptor binding.
AUUUUCUCUAAAUCCCUCUUCUGUUUGCUAAACCUCACUGUCACUGCUAAAUUCGGAGCAGAUAGAGCCUGCGCAAUGGAAUAAAGUCCUCAAAAUUGAAAUGUGACAUUGCUCUAACAUCUCUCGUCUCUCUGGAUUUCUUUUUGCCUCAUUAUUCCUGCUCACCAAUUCAUUUCCAGACUUUGCACUUCAGAAGCGAUGGGAAAAGUCACCAGUCUUCCUCCUCAGUUACUUAAGUGCUGCUUCUGUGAUUUCUUGAAGAUAAAGAUGCACACCAUGUCGUCCUCCCAUCUCUUCUACCUGGCCCUCUGCUUGCUCACCUUCACCAGCUCUGCCACAGCUGGACCGGAGACCCUCUGCGGGGCCGAGCUGGUGGACGCUCUUCAGUUCGUGUGUGGACCAAGGGGCUUUUAUUUCAACAAGCCCACAGGCUACGGCUCCAGCAUUCGGAGGGCACCUCAGACAGGCAUCGUGGAUGAGUGCUGCUUCCGGAGCUGUGAUCUGAGAAGGCUGGAGAUGUACUGUGCUCCCCUCAAGCCUACGAAAUCAGCCCGCUCUAUCCGUGCCCAGCGCCACACUGACAUGCCCAAGACUCAGAAGUCCCAGCCCCUAUCCACGAACAAGAAAAUGAAGCCUCAAAGGAGAAGGAGAGGAAGUACAUUUGAAGAACGCAAGUAGAGGGAGUGCGGGGAACAAGAACUACAGGAUGUAGGAAGAGCCUCCCAAGAAGCAGAAAACGACAUGUCACCGGCAGGAUCCUUUGAUCUGCAUGAACCGCCUGCAAAACGUUGGAAAAAACCUACCAAACAAUAAUACGUUCAAUAACAUUUCAAAGAUGGGCAUUUCUCCCCCCCUCCCCCCAUGAAA